This is a messenger RNA of Trichomycterus rosablanca, 2887 nucleotides long. RefSeq names its product zyxin (gene zyx). Gene Ontology annotation, cellular component: cytoplasm; focal adhesion; stress fiber. Lineage: Eukaryota; Metazoa; Chordata; Actinopteri; Siluriformes; Trichomycteridae. Bases 151 to 441 code for a protein of 96 amino acids. The transcript has 2 exons. Gene Ontology annotation, biological process: transforming growth factor beta receptor signaling pathway; integrin-mediated signaling pathway. The record is from RefSeq and is a predicted model, not a curated record.
AGUAUUUUAAAAUCGCACCAGUCCUCAUUGUUUGUGGUAUCAGAAAUACUUACAGUAUGGCACCACGGUCUCAUGUGGUCUCAGCCCGGCCACGCUGGAGAUCAGAGUUGAAACGUUCGCUGUGCUAUCGACCGCUCGGGAUGCUGGGUAAUGCUGCGAUGUGUUAAACACUCACCCCCCCCCUGUUCCUCUGUGCUGGAUCACAGGCGCUUCUCUCCUCUGUGUGUGAGCUGUAACGAGCCCAUCAUUCCUGAUCCCGGGAGCGGAGAGACGGUCCGCGUCGUGGCUCUGGAGAAGAACUUUCAUCUGAAGUGCUACAGAUGUGAGGACUGCUCCCGCUCUCUUUCUAUAGAGGCCGACGCCGACGGAUGUUACCCGCUGGACGGCAGGAUCCUGUGCAUGAAGUGCCACACGAGCCGCGCCAAGGGGGCCACGAAGUGACUGACGCGGUGCGAGUCUCCCCCCCUCUCGUACCCCGAAACCCAACCCCAGAUCAAGGAUCCGUUUCGUCACCUUCUGCUUUGCGACCCUCACAGACUAGCCACGCCCUCAUGCCACGCCCUGUCAGACCGUGUAACCUACGCUGUACGGACAAAAGUAUCGGGACGUCCGGUCUGAGUUUCGGACAUGUGUGUUUUAGCCUGCGUACAGGUAUGCGUAUAUCAUAAACCUAGCAGCAACAGUUUAGGGAAGGCCCUUUCCUUUCCUGUGCACAGAGCGAGCUCUAUGAAGACGUAAAGAAGAGCUUUAUUUAGGCACAAAUUCCCACACACACUCUCCAAAGUCUUGUGAGAAGCUUCUCGUAAUAGAAGAUCACACAGUUCAGUUCAGGCGUCCCGAUACUUUUGGCCGUCUAGAAUAAUUGAACCUGUCCGCGGUAGCUGUACGACUUGCUUAUCUGUAUUAACUAGCCGGAAAAGCUUUAAACAUAUCCGUCUCCCCCCAAAAUAAGCCUCACAGAAGCCGUACGGGGUCGGAUCAUACCUGCGUGUAGCGUCCUCGCGUCACCAUUUAAAACCUAAUAGCCAGUAGUGGACAUGAUGCUACACCGCAGCGCACCGCCGAGGUCCUGUCACCCCCCCCCCCCCCCCCCCCCCUUCCCUUUCCAUCAGUGUUUAUUUUUAUACUCCAUGUCAGUGUUGCUUCUGUGUUCACGCUGUUCCGUUUGUAUCGACGUCUCGGCAUACGCCGGCUUUCUCAAGCCGUCUGAGCCAUCAGACUCGAGUCUGGAUUAAAUGUGACCCGGUCACGAUCACGCUCACGUAUUCCACCUAACUGCUGACCGAGAAGAGCCGUGACUAGCACACGUGUCCAGUGAGUCACGCACCGAUCUGGUUCUAUGGUUCUAUCACGUGGCUCUCUGAGGAGGACGCGUGUCCAGGUACAGGACUAGCUGUUAAAUAAAACAAUAAGCCAGUGUUUCUAGAGUACGGAGAACAAAUAAGGCAGUAUCGGCGCAUUAGGAAUCCAGUACUGAUCCCUCACUGGUCUGUAAACCCUCCGAUGCUCGGCGUGUACAGAUUUACGAUUGUCCGCGUGCUGCAUCCUGGAAACAAACAUCAGUCGGUUGUGACGUGUAAAAUUUAGUUCCCCAUUUUACACCAGUGUUAGGAUCUCGAAACUCAAGUUUCAGGUUUGGAGGCACCCACUGUGGGUCAGAGAUGAUCCACGUCCACAUCCACGUCACGCUUCCUCUCUACUGGUGCUGACCCCCGACCCGAUUGAGGAGAGCGAGACCGUCGCACGCCCCCUCCGACACGUGUGCAGUACAGUUUUCAUUUUUUCCCACCUGCACGAGGCCAGUUCAUGUGCACGGAGAGCCACACCCUGAUCAGCGUCAUUCCUCGACCAUCAAUCAGCCAGCAGAGGUCGUGGUCGCAUCGGUUAUGAGGAGCCCGGUCCGACCUAUCCCAGCCUGUGAACAGCAGCCGAUCGUCCAUGCGGCCGCCCGACCCAGCCGCAUGGCAGAGCUGAGAUUCGAUACGAUGUAUUCGAGAUCCCAGCUCUGGUGUGCUAGCGCGUUUUACCGCUGCGUUGCCCGAGCGCCCUCGUCAGAUCUUAAAGCUUUAUUCUACGUCGGUAAAUGUCACAAUUUAAAUCUGUAUAAUCAGAGAAGACAUCAGUGGUGGACGUUCUGCGUUCAGAACGUCCGGAUGGUUUACGUUCCUUCCUUUGAAAAUAUAUUUUGGUGUUCGGGUGGCGCAGCGAUAAAACAAGCCAACCAAUCGGGACCGACAUCUCGUCAUCGAUCGUGUGGGUGCGCCGGAGUGGAUUCAUCAUAAGUGCUGCAGUUACGACCUCUGCUGGCUGAUCGUGGUGCUGCAGUGUGUGACUCUCAGUGCGCGAUACGGAUCUCCAUAAGAAAUAAAACAAGAAGUCGCUACUUGCACGUGUGUGUUAGUCACGGCCUCCUCGGUCAGAAGCACUAAUGGAAAAUAAUUGGAUAUGUCUAAAUUGGAUCUGCUUGAGCUUUCUGUACAUCAUUGCACUUGUUUUACAUUUACUCUCUAUUACUGUACAAUCAUGUGACCUUGUUCUUCACACGUCCCCUGGUCGCAGUAUUCGAUCCUGUAUAAAUCUGGGACGUCCUCCUCCUCGUUUCCAUUCCUGAUGCGGUUUAUUACGCCCCCUGUCUGUCAUUAAUGACGUAGUCUUUUCUGUUUUGUAUCCACGCUGUCAUCAUCAGCUUUAUUUCCACUUUAUUUCUUUAUAUUGUACCGCAUGUAUACGAGUUGCUUUGCCGUCUUGCUUCCCGAGCGUUUACGUUCCUGUCGAAUAUGUGAACGUGUGUAUGUUUACCGUCCUGAGAUACGCCCACGUGUUUUUGCAAUCCAGCUCUUCAUUUGUACUGUUAUAAAACCAUAAUAAAAUACGUUUCGAUCUUCUU